GGGAAGCGUGCCCUGUUUUACUUAUUUAACUGGACAAUGGAAAUGUAUGCCUAGCUGGAAAUGCCUGGGGGAUUUUUACAUCAGACGAAAUGACAAUGAUUAAAAUCUGCUUUUUUCCUGCUCUAAAUGUAUUGAGCGACGUGACACUUGCUUGAUACUGAAUAGCACUUAACCGUUACCCCCUGCACACCAGAACGUUAAACCGUUAUAGGGGCUGGUCUAUUUAUAUGUUUUACCGGAAAAUACGAAAAACCUAGCAUUAAUUAAUGUAUCUGGUCAUAGACAUCAUUUUUGUAAAAGGGAGAGAGUAUCACUUUUUCGUUUUUAAAAUCUGACUGGGUGCGAGUAGAGCUAAUUGUAGCCUAAUCCUUGCCCCAGAGGCGUUUGAGCAGCCCAGAGCAAGAAUUCUUUUUUAGCGCUGCUCUGUUAUUUAGAGACAGGAUUAUUGGCUUUCUUCUCAUAACAGACUGGCAGUUUCAUUUAUUAAGAAAAAAGACACUCAAGAAGCUAAAAUACGAAGCAGGAUUUGACCGACUCAAUUUUUAAGUGUAUACAAAUAAGAACCGAAAAGGGAAAGGAGAGAUCUCUUCUAUGUAUAAGGAAGGAAGAAGCAUGUCACGACUGUCUUUGACCCGGUCCCCGGUAUCUCCUAUGUCCACACAAGGAAUCCCUCUACCGGCUCAACUGACAAAGUCGAAUGCUCCGGUUCACAUUGACGUCGGGGGACACAUGUAUACUAGUAGCCUGGCUACUCUCACCAAAUACCCAGACUCAAGAAUCAGCCGUCUGUUUAAUGGCACAGAGCCCAUCGUGCUGGACAGCUUGAAGCAGCACUACUUCAUCGACAGGGAUGGAGAAAUAUUCCGUUACAUUCUCAGCUUCCUCAGGACCUGCAAACUGCUUCUCCCAGAUGACUUCAAGGAGUUCCACCUGCUGUACGAGGAGGCUCGGUACUACCAGCUGUCCCCCAUGAUUAAGGAGCUGGAACGUUGGAAGCAGGAGAGGGAGCAGCGCAGGACGGCCCAGCCCUGUGACUGCCUGGUGGUGCGGGUGACGCCUGACCUAGGUGAGAGGAUCGCCCUUAGCGGGGAGAAGGUGCUCAUCGAGGAGAUCUUCCCCGAGACUGGAGACGUCAUGUGCAACUCGGUGAACGCCGGCUGGAACCAGGACCCCACGCACGUCAUCCGCUUCCCCCUCAACGGCUACUGCAGGCUCAACUCUGUCCAGGUUCUAGAGCGUCUGUUCCAGAAGGGUUUCAGCGUGGCAGCGUCCUGCGGCGGCGGGGUGGACUCCUCCCAGUUCAGCGAGUACGUGCUGUGCCGUGAGGACCGGCGGAGUAUGUCCAUGAACACCCCCAUCAGGAUAAAACAGGAGCCCCUGGACUAGAGAGACUUUAGGAGAGGAGAGGGACUAGCCAUGAGGGGCUCCUCACCCCCCUACUGGACAGAACAGAACAAACCCAAACCCUAAUAUCCCUCCACCUCACACCACAGAAACCAACCCAGCAAGAAACACCUAAGUAUUAGCAGAUGCCUGAUAACGUUGCCAGCUCUGAGGAACUCAGUGCUUUAAGGGGAAUGUAGUAUAAACACAAAAAAGCAAAGAAAGAAAACGAAAGGAUUUGAUUAUGUUUACUAAUAACACCCAAAGGAAUAUAGGACUAUGAUGAUGAACAGAAAGACUGAAACAGCAACUCCAUCUCUUGACCCAUUUAAGCACCGUGACCAAUCUCUUUUUCCUCCAGUUGUAAGGCUCUCUGACCCCUUGUGAAGAGGUGUCCUGACCUCAGUGAGGAGCACGGCCCCCUUGCCCUCAGUGCAGCGCAUGGCGGUGUGUCGUCCAGUCCCGUACGUGUCUGUGUGAGGCCCAUGUGUUGUGUGCGCCGUCCAGUGCAGCUGAGUGGGGACAAGACAGGUGCUAUUUAGGGAGGCCUGGCCUGACAAGGGACAGGGCUGACAGAGAGGAAGAGGAGGAAGUGACAGCCAUCCAGCCCACAUUGCUCUUAUAGCCAGCAACCAGGCCUCGCAGCCAAGGGAGGUCCAAUUGAUUGUCUUUCUUAUUUUCAUUGUUGUUUAUAAAGUACAACUUUUUUCUCUUUUUUUUUAGCUGUUUUAUCACAUCAUGGUGUAAACAAUUAUUAAUAGGAUUGUUUUAUGUUUUUUUCCCUCCUAUAUGAAGGAUGUAUGAGCGUUGUAUUCAGUCAGUAUGUUUGAAAGCUUCAGAGACUUAGAAAGAGAGACAGAGAGAGACAGAGAGAGAAAGAGAGACAGAGAGAGAGAGAAAUAGAGACAGAGAUAGACAGAGAGAGAGAGAUACACAGAGAGAGAGAGACAGAGAGAGAGAGAGACAGAGAGAGAGAGAGACAGAGAGAGAGAGAGACAUAGAGAGACAUAAAGAGAGAGACUUGGCAGUGGCUAUAGAAACACUAUUAUGUCUGGAGGCUACGUGGCUAAAGCAGCAGUCUGGCUGGUAAUGCAUUCAGAGCUGGAGAAGGUCUCAUUGUUUAAAUGGGGCUGCAAGGGAACCUGGCUAUUUCUACAUCUUUCAGAGGAAACAUUUGUAGCAUGCAUAAAGUGCAUUGGCGUUGUCGCAAUUAGCUGUCAAACAUAUCUUACAUCAAAUAAGAUUAACAAUGUGAGAGUACAUAUAUUUAUUAAAAAGUUAAAAGUCAACAUGUAAAAUGAUCUGCAAUGUGAAAUGAGAAAAUCUGAAUGAAAUUGUAUAUGAAGGCUCUGAAUGUGUUGCUGGUCGUGGAAUGCCAGAAUGUUCCUAACUUGACAAGGAACAUGUGAACUGAGGUAGAUCAGUGUAUCUCCAUGAUUGUGAUGAGAUGUACUCUAAAUGCUUGAUAACUUUGUUUGCACUUAUAACACAUCCUCUACAAAACAUCCUCCACCCCAAAUAAGUUCUUAGUAUACGUCCUGAUGACCAGCUCUAAAUCAACCCACACAUUAUCUCAUUGUGUUUAUAGUAAUUAGCACAUAUUAAUAUGUUGAGAGAGCCCAAUGUAAGUAAUAGCAAACUUCGGUGAUAAAGCUAAGUUGCCUAUUUGAUGAUUGUACAAAGUUAAAAAUUCAUGUUUUCAUAAUUGUUUAUUUGACACAGAAAUCACUAUGAUUAUUCAAAACAAUUUUAUAGGAACAAACACAGUACAAAUAGUCUAACAAUUGAAAGAAUACUUUACGUUCAAUCAUGUUUGUCUUGCUGACUGUCUGUCAUUUCAUUUCUAAGGGAGGAUUAUUUCAAUCACUCUUCACAUGUCUGCAGCAGCAUAACCUAAAAUGAACUGUAAGCUGAGCAUCAGAGCAUUGUUUACAGAGAAAAAGAGUGGGAGGCACUUGUUCUAUCCUGCUGUGAUUCCAUGGUUUGAUUCUCUACAUUUGUGGAUCAAAGAGAGAAACAAGAAAGAAAGAGUAAAGUUGUCAUACUUUAUAUCUGUGUUUCAUCCAUUCCAAAAUAAUAGAUCAAAAAGAGGCCCAUUCUGAUCUUGGUUCAGCACCAGCUUGUUGAUGAGUUUGUUUUGAAACCUUCUAUGGUGGGUGUUUCACUAAUCACAAUUACAAAAAUCUUAUUUCAAAUGGGAUGGUAGUCUAAUUUGUAAUGAACCAACUCUCCUCUUGGUCCUAGUGUCCAGUGUCUUCUCUGUGGAUGUCCACUGAUUAAACAAGCCCCAGGACUUCUUCAGUCUUCAGUUUUUAAAGAUGGUCAGGGUUAGUUAGUUUAGCUCCAAGAAGUCCAGAAGGCAGCACAGACCUCCUGGGGGGCCUCCCUCCCAAUCAGGCUCCUCUUUGUUCUGACCUGCUACUGUCCUGGGCCCUUGUAUCCAGUCGCCACAAAGGGAAUGGCCAACCAGGCCUUUCAUGUUGCUGAGGGAUGUGGGGCUUCAGAGCCCAGCGGGUCCCCCGGGCUCCCAUGCACUCCCAGCUCCUCAGCAAUGCCAGUAGAGACAAGGGUUGUGCCCCCCACUGCGUCAUCACAUUCCCAGACCCUUCUGUACAGAGCACCCUCCUAACGUUACCCCCAUGGCUCACUGGAACGCACCGCACCAGACCAAACAAACAUUCCCUACUUUAUGUCCUCUGGUAUCUCUAGAUUCAACUUUACAUCUGAAGGGAACCGGCUCAGUUCUCAAUGGUUCUGAAUAGUUACAGUAUGUGGCAGCAUUUAGCUCAACUUCAUCAGUUCACUUCCCUGUUGACACAAGAGUAAAGCAACUCAACAAUACCUCUUACAGGUGGCAGGUUCUGACAGAUACAUUACAUUACUGGGCCAUUUCCUCUAACAUAUUGUAUGUUUUCACACAUACCCUCUCAGAAAAAAAGAAGUGCUGUGCAGCACCAUUUGUCCCUGUAGGAGAACCCCCUGAAAGUUGGCUCCAGACAGAACCAUUUUGGGUUCCAAAUUGAACCUGUGUUCCAGGUGCUAUUAAAGCGUGCUAUUUUGAACCAGAUCUUAAAUGGUUCUAUCUGGAACCCUUUUUUCAGAGGGUUCCCCUACAGGGACACAUGGUGCCACAUAGCACUCUUUUUUUCUGAGAGUGUACCAUUUCCUUUUAGUAAUUUGUGGUCAGUAAGACCAUAAUUAACAAGGAGUCCUACCACUUCUCUGUGUGGUGUGUCCACACAGUCCAGAGACUAGAGGGCAGUUGUACAGUUGUUUGUAUAUUAAAUUGUUAUCAGCACACUGGCUUUUACUGAGCCCUCGACCGUCUUAUUAAAAAAGAGACCUAAAAGUCCUCUCAUUUACUACCAAACAAAAAUAAUGAAAAUAAUUUCCAAUUUGCAAGCAUUAUGUUGUGUACAUAUGGAUUAAACACAUUUCAAAAGGGUAUACUUAAGGUACAAAAUGUAUAUUAUUGAAAAUGUUUUAAUAAUUAGACUGUGGUAUUAAAGGGCAUGUGUUCACUUACAGUGUGUCCAUUUGAUUUUUCUUGCAUAUUUGCGAUAAUAAAAGGAUGUACUGUAUAUUUCUGCCUCA
Oncorhynchus gorbuscha (pink salmon) is the source of this 4977-nucleotide messenger RNA. Its product is annotated as BTB/POZ domain-containing protein kctd15. The record is from RefSeq and is a predicted model, not a curated record. Gene Ontology annotation, biological process: protein homooligomerization. NCBI's taxonomy places the organism in Eukaryota, Metazoa, Chordata, Actinopteri, Salmoniformes, Salmonidae. Bases 592 to 1386 code for a protein of 264 amino acids. Gene Ontology annotation, molecular function: protein binding. The transcript is spliced from 5 exons.